This is a messenger RNA of Trichoplusia ni (cabbage looper), 1322 nucleotides long. RefSeq names its product probable phytanoyl-CoA dioxygenase. Bases 101 to 1006 code for a protein of 301 amino acids. Lineage: Eukaryota; Metazoa; Arthropoda; Insecta; Lepidoptera; Noctuidae. The transcript has 8 exons. Gene Ontology annotation, biological process: fatty acid alpha-oxidation. The record is from RefSeq and is a predicted model, not a curated record. Gene Ontology annotation, molecular function: phytanoyl-CoA dioxygenase activity.
UGCGGUCGCACGCUAAAUAUUUAACUUAAUAUUUAGCAUAAAUAUUGAAUAGUUGUUGAUUUUCUUUAUUAAAGUUAACAGUGUAUACACUUUUGUUGGGAUGGCAAAUAAAAGUUUCAAAGCUUUUCCAAACUGCGUAAGUUCACCAGCUACAUACCCCCUGACAGCAGAACAGCUACAAUUCUACAGGGAGAACGGCUACCUGGUCAUCAGGGGACUGAUCAGUCAACCAGCUCUAAAUAGUUACAGACAACGCUUCAAGGAUGUAUGUAACGGAAGGGUGGAGAAAGGAGUGGUGACAGUCGUGAAGGACCGAGCCCUCAGCAAGACGAAGACGAACCCUGAAGAUUAUAUCAAUAAGAUCCAAGAACUUCUUUACGAUGAGGUGUACAGCACUUACUCGGAGGAUCCCCGCCUUCUGCAUAUCGUGUCACAGCUGGUGGGCAGUGACCACAUCACAGCAGUCAACUGCAUGCUCAUCAACAAGCCUCCCGGGACCAGCGAACAUCCCCCUCAUCAGGACCUGUUCUACUUUCCGUUCCGCCCUGCCCACAAGAUAGUGGGCACAUGGACCGCUGUUGACCCGGUGGACAUGAACAACGGCUGUCUGUACAUGGUGCCCGGGUCGCACAAGCCUAACGUAUUGUAUGACCAUGGUGACCAGAUCAAUGAUAGCAAGCUAUUCUUCACGACUAUAGUGAAUGCCGGCGAGGUUGCCCCGGAACACAGGCGGGUUUACCUGGAGAUGGCUCCCGGAGACACGGUGUUCUUCGCGCCCGACCUCGUGCAUGGAUCCAGGCCUAAUAUAUCGCAGGGCUACCGUAAAGCAAUGACAUGCCACUACGCCAGCAGUGAGUGCUGGUACAUCGACGUGUAUCGCACCAACCAGGCGAGACUCGCGGAACAGAUGGAGACAGAGCUUCGGAGAAGAGGAGGAGAUCUUAGUUAUGUUGACCUGUGGCGCAUUAAAACGAAGCAAGUUAGGGGAGUGAGAAGCAACCUGUAAUAUUAUCAAUUUCGUAUUUUUUCAUAUGAGAAGUAAAAAUUUUGGAGAAAAAGAAAAUAAAUCUACCAAGAUAUGUGAAUAUUUGGUACACCACUUUAGAUAAGUACAUAUUUAUUAUACUAUCUAUGGAAAGUAGGAGGGAUUUUGUAUAAUCUGUUUCAAAAAAUAAAAAUCUUUUAAAAUUAUACAAAAAUAUUUUAUUUCAUUUACAAUCUUAGGUACGGUAAACUUAUAACUAACUCUUGUAAUACUCUUAUUCGGUUAUUUUUAAGUUAAUAUUCUUCGGAAUUAUUAAAUUAUAUUUAUAUUUGUAACU